AAGGGAGAGGAAGAGAGGAAAGGUGGAAAGAAGGAGGAGAGGAAGAUUGGAAGCGAAAGAGCGAAAGACCACUACUACCACCACCACUACCACCACCACUACCACCACCACCACCACCACCACCACCACCACCACGUUCGCGCUCGGUUGCCGCUUACGUACUCGAAGCAAGAGCGGGCUGGCGUUGUGUAAGAGCUGAAAGUAAAAGUUGAAACCGCCGAGUUGGGCUCGCGGGAGCGCGUGCGGAACGCGCUAAAAUCCGAUCCUGUCUCGUAAGGCUGGGCAUACCCGAAUAUCUCUCUACCUCCCUCCCUCUCUCCCCUCCUCCCUCUCCCUCUCUCUCUCUCUCUCUCUCUCUCCCGCGUUUCUCCCGCCGGCUUUCGGAUUCGGUCCCACUUUGCCGAGUGGCCGAGCUGUGUUUCCUCGGGACCGACCGUGCGUGCGUGCGUGCGUGCGUGCGUGCGUGCGUGUGCGCGCGCGCGCGUGCGCGUGUGUGCGCGUCUCUCUCCUAAGCGAGUAAGGCCCGAUUCGCCGCCACCAUUCCCGCGGAAGGAACACGGUGAUUGUCGAGGCGGCUCGGAACGAAAUCGCGCAGCAAACGGAACGAGACGAGACGGGACGGGACGGGACGGGACGGGACGGGGCGGGACGGGGCGGGGCGCGGAGGGAAAACGAGGAGGGAGAGAAGGAGGGAAAUUCAAGUGUGAGCGCGAAUCGCGGUUGCCACGACAAUUUCUAAUCCGUUCAAGCCGCCGCCGCUGUGUGUGAAAUCUCGGUGUGUGUCGCGCGCUCUGUCCGCCUCUCUGUCCGCGGAGAAAAGACGACGACGACGAACCGCUACCUUAUAUCAAUCAUUCGCCACGGGGGGGACGCUUCCUUUCCCCGAAACAAGAAGAAAGAAAGGGGUUGUUGUCGUUGUUGUUGUUGUUGUUGCGAGAGGAGGGAGGAGAUUAGACGCGACUGACUGUGGAAAAGUGACAGCUCGGCCGUGAGUGGAUAUUACAACGUCGAGUGGAAAGCGAUGGAAACGAUCCGUCGUCGCCUCGUAUGCUCGUGUCUCUUGGUGUCGUGCGCUACGAAACGCGGCUUGUGCCCAAGGUCGUCGUUGGUAUCCCACCGGUAACCCACUUCCGGGACGAACAAGAGGAGGAGGAGGAGGAGGAAGAAGAAGAGGAAGAAGAAGAGGAGGAAGAGGAAGAAGAAGAGGAGGAAGAGGAAGAAGAAGAGGAUCCUUGUGUGUCUGUGUGUGUGUGCGUGCGUGCGUGUCGUGCAUCGUGGAGAAGAAAAAGGAAAAAGAAAAAAGUUGGGACCUCCUCUGAAUAAAUUCGAGAUCCCCUUCCCCCGCUGCUUCCAUAGACCCGGGCUCCUAGAAGAGAAGAAGUUUCGUAAAACGGAUUACAAAACCAGAAGAGAAAGGAGACAGAGAAAGGGAGAGAGAGGCAGAGAGGAAGAAGAGAAGCAGGAGAGAGAGAGAGGGAGAGAGGAGAGCGCGCUGUGAUCCGGCGCAGGAAAUCGUAAAGGCGAACGAUACGCAGUGGAGAUACGGUGUUCGAGCACGAGUCGUUGUGGAUCGUCCCCAGGAGGGUGGACGACGAGGAAACGCGGGGAGCCGUGGCUGCUCGGUGAAAGAAGCGAGCGUCGUCUGCUUCACUCUGCUACGUGGAGAAAGAAAGGAAAAGGAGAGAGAGAGAGAGGAGGAACUGUCUCUCUCUCUGUCGAGGACACCAGUUGCGGAGGACAAGUUUGAAAGACGAUCCGGAUGUGGCUGAAUCCACUUGUUAUCUUUCUCAGCCCUAACGAGAUCGCGUAUUUUUCCAAUCUUCCGACUGCUGCUGCCACCACCACUACUCUACCACUGCUGCUCCUGCUGCUGCUACUACUACUACUACUACUGCUGCUGCUGCUUCGUUCUACUACCACCCUUCCAACCUCGAGACUCGAUUUUCUCUCGCCGUCGUGGUGUCUCUCUCUCUCCACGAUAAAAAUCGAUCCUCGCCUCGUCCUCAUCAGAUCCGGCCAGAUCCGAGACGUUAACGCUCUUUUGUGUAUAAUAAAAGCUCCGUGAACGGUGGACGGAGACACGCGGACGGAGCGCGGAAUUAAAAGUGCGCUUAAAAAGGUUAGCGGGAUAAAAAAGGCGCGCGCGCGAAAGGAUAAGAGAAAGGAAUAGGAGCCACCUCCGAGUCCUUGAGAGUACCCAACGGGUAAAAGUGCCGCGCUCGGAGCCAGCCGGUUGACCCUGGCCAGCCAACGGAGCAGACCCCGUUGGAAAAAAGUUCUCCGCGUCGUCGCCGCCGCCGCCGCCGCCGUCGUCGUCGUCGUUACGAUCCAUCGAAUCGUCGUCCCCGUUUCUCGAGGGAAUCUCGCGUUUUCACGGAGUGAGAAAAAGUGGGAAAAACGGCCGAGAAAAGUGAUCAUGAGUCACGGUACCGAAUUACGCCCUUCGGGAUGAUGACGAUGAUUAUGAUGAUGAUGAUGAUAAUGAUGACGAUCGCCAUGAUGAGGAGACCGCGCGUGUGAUAAAUACGCCCUUUACGUGCCACGUGCGUCGAUCGAAAUCGAGAGCGAGCCUUCCCCCUGUCUGCCCCCUGUCUCCCCCCCACCCUCGCCCGAGUGCAAGCGACAUCGAUGAUUCGCGGAAAUCGGCUCGAAUCGGCACCGACAACAGCCUCGUAUCGAAACGCCAAGGACGUGAGAUUCGUGAGUGUUUCCGAAAAGUGAAAAGAGAAGAGAGAAAAAGUGGGAAGAAGAAGAGAAGAAAAAAGUGUGAUAAUUCCGCGAGUGUAUCGAUAAUAAUACCGAUUCGUCUCACCUCGUCGUCUCGUAAAGCGAUCGGAUUCGGUUGAUGCUCGACCGUCUCGAGCCCGCGUUCCUCCGAGACGUGGUGCGAUCUGUGGUGAUACACGCUCCGGUACAUCAAUGUAUGUCACGUGCAUGUACCGUCGUCGUCCUCGUCGCCGCAAUCAUUUCGGGAUUUCGGGUCGUCGGCUCGUGGAGAUGCUUCGUGACUCCUCGAGAGAGUUUUAAGGGAAAAAAUACCCGCCGACAGCCGACCGCCCUUCCUUGGAUACCAUUCGUUAACGGAUUAAUUGGAUUACGGACGAUUCGGAGAACAACGACAAACAAAGACGAUGUAUACUGACGGUCUCCUUACACUCCACUAUGGGAAGCAUCCGGCGACCUUGGCCGCGGAGGUCGGAGCCUGGUACACCGGGGACCGUCACGUGGACGUGACGUUGGCAUGCGACGAUGGGUCGGUAGUGAAGGCCCAUCGCGUUGUUCUGGCCGCAGCUAGUCCCCUUUUGGCUAGUCUCCUUCGUAACCCCGCCCUGGACCACGUGGUCCACUUGUCAGGGGUGCGAAAAACCCAGCUCACCCACCUCCUGGAAUUCCUCUACAACGGAGAAGCCCUCAUCCCGUCGACGGAGCUCACGCCGCUCAGGGAAUUGUUCGAGCUUCUUCAGAUAAAGUCGGAGCUGUUCGAGCCUAAUCAACCGCAGACCUCCGCCAACUCCGACCCCGAAAGGAUACCCACCCCCCAACCCUCCGAGGGCCAGGAGAGCUCCAGCUACGAAUCGCAGUACGACGGCAGACAAUCCAACAAUCCCGCGGACUGUUGCUCGGUGCUCAUAAAGACGGAGGGCUGCGAGGAGGAGGCGGAGGUGGACGUGGAGGGCGUGGAGGAGGCGCUGCUCACCGAGGGGAACAGGGAGAGCAGCAUAGAACCGCCUAGGCGGAGGGACAGCUCCGACCCCGUGAAUCUGAGCUUGAACUCGGGCACGUCGACCACCAGCGAGAGUUCCCACGACAUCGUGCCCAGGCCGGAGAAACAGUUGCUGGAGAGGCGGGAGUCACUGGAGGAGGCGGAGGAGAGGAGGAGGCAGCUGGCCGCCCGGCUAGCGCUAGGCCUGGAGCCCGGGAAGCGAAAGCCCGAGGAGAUCCCGAUCCCGCCCGCCGAGGCGUACAUCGUGACCCCUCACAGGAAGCGAAGGCCAGGCUUCCACAACGCGCCCGCACAGAACCCUGCCUUCGUCCCGUUCAACCCCGGAUUCGAGACCCCGAGGAGAUUGCAAGCGCCUCGUCCCCUCAGCGUCUCCACACCCCCCUACCUGCAGGACAGGUCGGUGACGCCGCCCGGUGGAUCGCACAGGCCGCCAAGCGCCGACCCAGCGACGGCCGCAGGCCUGGAACCGCCCUGGGGCUCAUGGGCGCUGCCCUCGACCAGGGCACCGCCCCCCCCGCCCACGGACGACCCGCCGAAAUCGACCCCGGUGCGGGAGUACAGGUGCAGCUAUUGCGGGAAACAGUUCGGUAUGUCGUGGAACCUCAAGACCCACCUAAGGGUGCACACGGGCGAGAAACCGUUCGCGUGCAGGCUGUGCGUCGCAAUGUUCAAGCAGAAGGCCCACCUGUUGAAGCAUCUAUGCUCGGUGCACAGAGGGGUAAUAGCGGCCCCGGACAACACCUUCACCUGUUGCUUCUGCUCGUUGAGCUUCGACAGCCUUCAAGAGCUCAUCAGGCAUCUGUCCGGGCCCCACAACAAUCUGCUGCUCAGCAAGAAUCUGCACGACUAGCAGCACCACCAGCGGCGGCGCGAAUAACGCGUCCCCACCACCUCGCCCUCGCCCCCCGUCGCCCCACCCUACCGCCCGGUGCCUCGACGACCCGUCUCCCCCCACCCGCCCCGCGGCCGCCCGUCCGCUCCCCCCACCAUCGUCGCGUUCGUCCGCCUCCCCGCUCCCCGCCUCUCACUCGUCCCCGAACAAGCAAUAUCUCGAGAAUAUCGAUCCGAGAGGGGGGGAAAGGAAAAGUGGGAAAGUCAAGGAGAGGAGCGAAAUUCGGAUUUCAGGAGAGAGGAGAAAUCGCGGGAGUGGCUUGGUUUCGAGUGAAUUCGAACUUUUCCGAGAUACGAUGAUAACGAUCAUGAUGAUGAUGAUGAUAAUAAUAAUAAUAAUAAUAAUAGUCUUCUCCUUCGCCAUAUUUUUGAGUAUAUCGAUCUCGAGGUUCGUGUAUUCGUUCAAUUAUUAUUAUUACUCCUGUAACACCUUUCUCCCGAGGAUAGACGGACUAUAAUUUAAAUCGUAUCGCAUCUUUUUCGAACUUUUCGCGAUUUCUUUUUUCUUUCUCUUGUCACGAAUCUCUUUCCCCUCUCCUUGCCCUCUUCCCCCGCCCCCUUUCUUCGAGAGAGAAAGAAACGGCAAGAAGCACCGGAACAGUCUUUCGCUUAAUUAAAAAAGGAAGAAAAGAGAAGAGCGUUGCGCCGUUUUCGCGAACGAUUUCCAAAAGUUAUAUAUACGAAAACGACGCAACGAAGAAUUCUCCAACGAACGCUUGUUUAUUAUUAUUAUUAUUAUUAUUAUUAUUAUUAUUAUAAGCGAUGACCAGUAACUCUGACCAAAUAACAUAUUUCCGGCGAUCGACGGAUUCGUGUAUCGGAAGUGUGUGUGUGUGUCGGACUAAUGUUCAACGGUCUCCUCGCGUUAAGGAAACGUUAAAGAGAGUCGAAAACAGAAAAAAAACGAGGAUAAAGUAUAUAUAAAGAUAUAAGAAAAAGAAAAAGAUAGAAAAGAUACAUAAAGAGAUACACACAAAAUGUAUAUAUAUAUAUAUAUACGAAACGAGAGUCGAGAGUCAAUUACGACCAGUUUGUCGCGGAGCGCUCGUAAUAAUUUAUCGAUCGAUCGUGCAAACUAUACAUACAAUGCUCGAGUAUGUGUGUGUGUAUAUAUAUAUAUAUAUAUUCGCGUUAAGUGAAUUCGACACGCAUCCUUCUCUCGUCGCGUCUUUUACUUGUCCUUUGAGCAGAAGGAACAGAGAGGGAGAUUGCUUUGUUUUAGAAAGAAACGCUUCCCGUGACGCGUCACGUGACGCGCAACAGAGCCGCAGCGAAAAAAAAAAAGAGAAGGAGAAGAAGAAGAAGAAGAACCUCUCGUUUACCUCAGAUCGCGCGCAAAACAAUCUCACAAAAUGUGUAAAUAAUAAUAAUAAUAACGUUUUACCGUUUUAUGUAGUAGGUAGUAGGAAACAAUGCGGACGGAUUUAAUUUAUUUUACACUUUGAAAAAAGGGACCAACUGAUUUUUUUCCACCGAUUUCUGUCUUAGGUAGAUUUUAGGUAUCCUGCCCUGUCAAUCGCCUCGAAAAAAAGAAAAACAAAUUUGCUUUGCUGGAGAGCUGUGAAAGCCGGUAUUUCGGAAGGAAGAGUAAAAGGGGGAAAAAAAAAAAAGAGAGAGAAAGAAGAGGGGGAAAAAAGAAAAAAAAAGGAAAAAAUUGUCUAAUCGUAAACAUAAACGCGGAUAAAAAAGGAUACGAUCGGGCUCUGUUCCCCUUUCGUCCCGCGAAGAGGAGGAACGUUUAUCGGGCGAUUUUAAAGAUGGAAGAAACGACAAUAAUUGUUGUUGUUGUUGUUGUUGUUGUUGUUAUUAUUAUUUUUUUUUUCAAACUGUUGUCCAGAGAGAGAGAGAGAGUGAGAGAGUGAGAGCGUGAGCGUGAGCGUGAGCGUGAGCGAGCGAGCGAGAGAGAGAGAGAGAGAGACGUUGAAGAAACGUUGCCCAAUGUUCUUCCACGUGAUUCAACAAUCCUCGUCUUCCAAUCGAUCGUGAACAACAACCCUUCCUCCCUUUUCAUCCUUUUAUCCCAUCUUGCGUUCUUUAUCCAUCCACGCGAAACGUUUGUUUUGGUAUCUCAGCGACUCGAGUGCCUUGUCAAAAUGGGUCCAAAAAAUUGGUCGAUUGGGCAGUGAUUUCAUGUGUUCAUAGGCUUAAGAUUACGCGUAAGAUGAUGACGAAAUACACGAGCUCGCU
Molecule: messenger RNA, 6802 nt
Organism: Apis mellifera (honey bee)
Lineage: Eukaryota; Metazoa; Arthropoda; Insecta; Hymenoptera; Apidae
Gene: ken
Product: transcription factor Ken
Exons: 6
Coding region: 3132-4574 (480 amino acids)
Biological process (GO): regulation of transcription by RNA polymerase II
Cellular component (GO): nucleus
Molecular function (GO): RNA polymerase II cis-regulatory region sequence-specific DNA binding; protein binding; DNA-binding transcription factor activity
Source: RefSeq, a predicted model, not a curated record